CCUGAAGGGAGCUCGCCGUAGAUGGUGAUCACACAGCCUUAAAUCCCGUCUUGUACACUUUUCAAUCUACGCGCAAAGCUAUCGCAGCCGCAGGCUGCGAGACCAAUUCCUUUGUAUCUCGACGAAAAAGUGAAUAGGAGUCGGACUAGCGCGAAGAGCCUACGGGCAGAGUGGUUUCCUGCCGAGACUCGUCGUACGAAGCUCGAGUCUCGUCCACUUCUCGCCAGGCCCCAGGCCCCGGAUCGUCCUGCUCAGGGAUGUGUAAGCGUCGCGCAACCCUGAGCCAAGGGAAAUAAUGGUCUGCCACAGUCCCGAGCCCCGACGCUCGCUGCUUUAUAAGGACAAGGUGGACAGUAACUUGCCCGUCGCACCCGUCCAACGCACCGUCCUCACGUCGUCAUCUCCGUGGUAUGGCUCAAUAUCUCACACUUGUCUGUCCAAUCGACUCGGCGAGCCGACAGCCGCAGUACUCGUCGAAACAUUCGGAGAGGAGAGGCCUGUUCCGCCGCCUUCUCACCGCCGAGCUCCGCUUACCGGGAGCCCGGACGCACGGAUGCGAUACAACGAGCACGACUUCUGGAAGCAUGUCAUAAAGCGCUUCCGCUACAAACUCGUCGGCUGGCCGGAGUCGAUCCCGUUCAAGGAUCUUAGCGAGGUCAAGGGCGGACAGGGCCCCGUCGCAGAGUUGCUCCACUUGUGGUACAAGGGGAAACUCGCUUUCGUACGUGUCGAAUCAGCGUCGGAGGUUGCUGCGCUCAAGCCCCAGACCGUUCGUACACGGGCAAGCCGCUGCGAUCUCAAGUCCCACUGGAGCCAACUGACGGCAUCCGGGAAACCACGACGCUGCCAUCACCGGGGCGCUAUUACGCCGCUGACGGUUACGGAGGAUGUCGAUGCGCGCGUGGACGCGGAGGUUGACGCGAUGGUUGAAGGCACGGGUGGCGGGCAGCGUGUAGCGCAGGGCGAGAUUGCGGAGGAUCGGAUUGAAUCUUGGUAGUUUAGACGAGACCAGUGUUUUUGGAUUUGGCAAAUUGGUUCACUACGGGGUUGAUCAGAAGA
This is a messenger RNA of Fomitopsis serialis, 1059 nucleotides long. RefSeq lists its product as uncharacterized. The record is from RefSeq and is a predicted model, not a curated record. The transcript has 3 exons. Bases 296 to 997 code for a protein of 233 amino acids. NCBI's taxonomy places the organism in Eukaryota, Fungi, Basidiomycota, Agaricomycetes, Polyporales, Fomitopsidaceae.